GUUGUUAAGAGAGAAUAUAAUAUAAUAAUAAUAUAAUUUAUGACAGUCCGGUGUGAGAUAUAAGAGUAAGGGUAAUAAAGUGCAGUGCUGAUGUAUUUGAUCGUGGGAGAUCAAGAGUUCAGAAGUCUGACUGCCUGGGGGAAGAAGCUGUCAUGGAGACGGCUGGUGCGGGUCCUGAUGCUGCGAUACCGCCUACCUGAUGGUAGCAGUGAGAACAGCCCAUGGCUCGGGUGUCUGGAGUCUCUGAUGAUCCUCCGAGCUUUUUUCACACACCGCCUUGUAUAUAUUUCCUGGAGGGAGGGAAGCUCACCUCCGAUGAUGUGUCUGGCAGUUCGCACCACCCUUUGCAGUGCUUUGCGGUUGUGGGCGGUGCUAUUGCCGUACCAGGCAGAGAUGCAGCCAGUCAGGAUGCUCUCUACAGUGCAGGUGUAGAACCGUGUGAGGAUGUGGCGGUUCAUUCCAAACUUCCUCAGCCGUCUCAGGAAGAAGAGGCGCUGAUGAGCCUUCUUCACAACGACUUCAGUGUGGAUGGACCAUGUGAGUUCCUCAGUGAUGUGGACACCCAGGAACUUGAAGCUGCUGACUCUCUCCACUGGUGCUCCAUUGAUGGUGAUGGGACUGUGUUCUCUGUCUUUUCUUCUGAAGUCCACCACAAGCUCCUUUGUCUUACUGACGUUGAGGGAGAGGUUGUGCUCCUGACACCAGUGUGUCAGGGUGUGCACCUCCUCUCUGUAGGCUGUUUCAUCAUUGUCAGUGAUCAGACCUACCACCGUCGUGUCAUCAGCAAACUUAAUGAUGGCAUUGGAGCUAUGUGUUGCCACACAGUCAUGUGUGUACAAGGAAUACAGUAGUGGGCUGAGAACACAGCCCUGCGGGGCUCCAGUGUUGAGGGUUAGUGAUGCGGAGAUGUUGCUGUCUAUUCUAACCACCUGGCGUCUGCUUGACAGGAAGUCCAGGAUCCAGCUGCACAGCGAGCUGUUUAAGCCCAGAGCCCGGAGUUUCUCAUCUAGCUUGGAGGGCACUAUGGUGUUGAAUGCUGAGCUGUAGUCUACAAACAGCAUUCUCACAUAAGUGUUCUUUUUUUUUCCAGGUGGGAGAGAGCAGUGUGUAUUGUAGAUGCAAUGGCAUCAUCAGUGGAGCGGUUGUUGCGGUAAGCAAACUGCAGCGGGUCAAGAUUGAGUGGCAAUACAGAGCAGAUGUAAUCUCUAAUUAGUCUCUCAAAACAUUUGCUGA
Molecule: messenger RNA, 1233 nt
Organism: Myxocyprinus asiaticus (Chinese sucker)
Lineage: Eukaryota; Metazoa; Chordata; Actinopteri; Cypriniformes; Catostomidae
Exons: 2
Coding region: 222-851 (209 amino acids)
Source: RefSeq, a predicted model, not a curated record